AUGACAGUCAAGGGGUGGUUCACCCACCCCUCGACGCCCUCGACGCCCUCAAUGCCCUCCGCAGCGCCUGCGGCGCGCCCCAACCGCCGCUGGAGCUGGCGCCACGCUCACCCACCCCCGCCCGACACGCCUCGGCGCUCCAAGUCGCAUCUCGGCCUCUCGCUCCUUGGCCACGCCUCACCCUCACCCUCCUCCUCCCCCUCGCCAUCGAUCCACACAUGGCACGCGCACACGCCCUCGCCUCCCUCGCCCCCGCCCUCCCUCUCUUCGCGCGCUCCCUCUCUCCCCUCUCUCCCCUCCCCCUCGCGCCGCGCCUCCAUGUCGCGCCCCCACCCCACGGGCCAAACGCGGUUCAAGCCCACGCGCCCGACCUGGCGCUUCCUCAAGAGCCUGCGGCCAGCCAAGCCGAGGGCGACGGGCGCGGGCACAAACGCCAACGCGGAGCGCGAGAUGGCGGACGAGGUCGCGAGCGAGUCUCCACACCCAAAGCGCGCGUUCUCCCUCCUGCGCUCGCCGCGCUCGCCGCGCUCGCCAGCACGCCCCGCACGCCCGCGCGCCCCGCGCUCGGCUUCGCUGCCGCCGCGCCCCGCCCCCGCGUCCGCGACCAUGGUCUCCACCGCGUCGUCGCGGAGCGUGCCUGCACCUCCGCGAUCCACCUCGGCCCCGUCACCCUCGGCCCCGUCACCCUCGGCCUCGUCCUCGGCCUCGGGCGCGAGCUUGGGCGUAGGCCAGAGCGCACUCGCCGCACGCGCCCCGCGCGCGCGCUCCGCCAGCACGGCGCACAUCGCGCUCGGCGUGGUGUGCGGCACGGCUGUGGCCGUGUCGCCGUGGUCUGCGAUUGCCGCCGCCGUGCUUUUCGCGGUCGUGCUGAGUGCCGCGUACUGUCCAUCUACGCGCGCCGGCGCCGCGUGGCGCGCAUGGCGCGUGCGAACACCGCUGGAAACGGAAUAG
Messenger RNA from Cutaneotrichosporon oleaginosum, 951 nucleotides. RefSeq lists its product as uncharacterized. NCBI's taxonomy places the organism in Eukaryota, Fungi, Basidiomycota, Tremellomycetes, Trichosporonales, Trichosporonaceae. The record is from RefSeq and is a predicted model, not a curated record.